ACCUAUUAGACGAAUAAAACUUGUAAAACAAAUAAAGUGAACAAACGUUGGUGGCGUCACAGACGACGUCAGUUGGUCACGUGACGCGCAUGCGCAGUGACGUUUUUCUUUUCCAGUGAAGCCAGCCAGAACCGGCGGCGGUCAUCAUCGCGAGUGUCGAGCAGCGGCGUAGAGAAGAGGUGGAAGCGGGCGGAAGCAUGGCCGCGGACUCAGUGGUGAGCAGCGUGAACGGCAUCGGCAUGUCGGAUAACUUCCAGAAACCGCUCGGCGCCAACGGACACAGUCUGAACGUGGUGCUGGGGACGCAAUGGGGCGACGAAGGCAAGGGCAAACUCGUCGACCUGCUCGCCAACGACGCCAACAUCGUUUGCCGGUGUCAGGGUGGCAACAAUGCUGGCCACAUGGUGUGGGUGGGCAACGUUGCGUACGACUUCCACCUUCUGCCCAGUGGUCUGACCAACAGCAAAGUUACUGCCCUCCUGGGGAAUGGCAUGGUGGUGAAUGUGCCUCAGCUCUUCGAAGAGAUCAGAAAGCUCGAGGACAAGGGCAUGGACGUUCGCUCUCGCCUCCUCAUCUCGGACCGUUCACAUCUCGUUUUUGACUUCCACCAAGCUGUCGACGGUCUCCAGGAAAUCGAAAAGGGUGCUAAAAGCAUAGGAACCACGAAAAAGGGCAUUGGACCAACAUAUGCCUGCAAGGCAUCCAGAACAGGACUGAGGAUGGCGGAUCUUGUGGGGGACUUUGCAGUGUUUGAGCAACGGUUCCGGAGCCUGGUGGAGACAUACCAUCGCCUCUUCCCCUCCACCCUCAAGGUGGACAUGGACGCGGAGCUGGCAAAGUACAAGGAGCAUGCAGUGCAGCUGCGCCCUUUCGUGAUCGACACGGUGUCGUACCUGAACCAGGCCCUGAAGGAUGGAAAGAAGAUACUGGUGGAGGUGGCCAACGCCUGUCUGCUGGACAUCGACUUUGGCACGUACCCCUUUGUCACGUCGUCCAACUGCACGGUGGGCGGCGUGUGCACAGGCCUGGGCAUUCCCCCCAAGGUGAUCCAGAAGGUCUUUGGCGUCGUGAAGGCGUACACGACGCGUGUCGGAGACGGGCCCUUCCCCACCGAGCAGAAGAAUGAGGUUGGAGACCGUCUGCACAGCGUGGGCGACGAGUUCGGCGUGACAACGAAGAGACCUCGGCGUUGUGGCUGGCUGGACCUGGUGGUUCUCCGCUACUCCAACAUGAUCAACGGCUACUCUGCGAUUGCUUUGACGAAGCUGGACGUCUUGGACGGAUUUGAGGAGAUCAAGGUCGGCACCGGGUACCGCCUGGAUGGCAAGCUGCUCAAGACGCCACCGGCAAACACGGACGACCUGUACCGCAUCCAAGUGGAGUACAUUACGCUGCCCGGUUGGCAGGCGCGGACGGAGGAAUGCCGCAAGUACUCGGAGCUGCCCCCGAACGCCCGCAAGUACGUCGAGACCAUCCAGCAGCUCCUCGAAAUCCCCAUCAAGUGGAUUGGAGUUGGCAAGUCACGUGCAUCAAUCAUAGAAGUCUUCUAAUUGUUGGACCCCACUGAUACCUCAUCAUUUUAUUUUUUCCGGGGAGAGGGGAGGGGUUUUUAUCAAAACUAAGCGUCCUGGCGUCCGACAGCAUUUCUCGGAAGGGUAGCACUACAGCCAAAGUUCCCAACUGUCUGCCCGGGAUAACGGCACACGCGUCACGAAAAGUCUGGAGUGGUGGCAAUGUACUUUAUUUUCGACCGUUUUGUACUGACUGAACUUGGAGGUCCCUGUGUAGGUCUGCUUUGCAAGAAGAAAGGGAGGGAAUAAACGUCUUUAAUUCCUCUAGUCCGAUGCUCGAGGACUUUAGUGCAUCUAGUCCGAUGCAGGAGGAGCAAAAGAUAAAAUGUGUCAUACAAGAAAACAUGCUUCGUUCAAAUAUUAUUGUUUCCGCCUCCUAGUUCCAAGAGUUUGCCGUACUAUUCUAGCGAACAAUUCUGCGAGACGGCGGGAGCACGCUUACUAUUAGAUCGUCGUGUGUUUUGUCACACUUAAUUUCCCAGGGUUGUCGCUUGCUCGAGAAGUAUCGGCAUUUGCGAGGUUUUAUGGAGUCUUUGAAGUCUCAGUAUUGGCGUUUCUGUCAGAAGAUUUUUUAACCUGUUACCUGCAGUUCAGGGCUCCGUUGAUGUCAUUAAAGGUGGAUAUUUUCA
Molecule: messenger RNA, 2200 nt
Organism: Ixodes scapularis (black-legged tick)
Lineage: Eukaryota; Metazoa; Arthropoda; Arachnida; Ixodida; Ixodidae
Gene: Adss
Product: adenylosuccinate synthetase
Exons: 13
Coding region: 198-1550 (450 amino acids)
Biological process (GO): IMP metabolic process; 'de novo' AMP biosynthetic process
Cellular component (GO): cytoplasm
Molecular function (GO): adenylosuccinate synthase activity; GTP binding
Source: RefSeq, a predicted model, not a curated record